Messenger RNA from Coregonus sp. 'balchen', 384 nucleotides. NCBI's taxonomy places the organism in Eukaryota, Metazoa, Chordata, Actinopteri, Salmoniformes, Salmonidae. The record is from the annotation of a GenBank genome assembly.
AUGGGGAACUCGAACCCUGACCCACCGAAUACUACAUCACACUGCCACCGGUGCCCCUCAAGCUUCACCAUGGAGAUUAAGUGGUCAAACGGCGGGCCAUAUCGCCCAGUGAUGGCGUUAAUCACCUGUCCCGCUAGGAUUGUGACCUCGAAUCCCAUUUCUGACAAAAGCCAGGAGAACAGCCCGUUAUUCUCGAAGCAGAACCCUCCGCGGCGGUGGUUAACGAUUUUUAUCAUAGAGGUGCGGGAGUUCAAGUCCCACGCGCCCGCCGCUGUGGAUGGUAAGGUUCUCGAACCGGACAGAGAUCAGGUGACAGCGGUGUGCACGUUGGAGCGCGUCCAGGUUCGCCGUUGGAACUGCCGGGCCCGCGUACCCAAUAUGUAG